This is a messenger RNA of Arabidopsis thaliana (thale cress), 1128 nucleotides long. RefSeq names its product S-adenosyl-L-methionine-dependent methyltransferases superfamily protein. The coding region runs from base 1 to 1047 and encodes 348 amino acids. Gene Ontology annotation, molecular function: methyltransferase activity. The transcript has 3 exons. The record is from RefSeq and is marked reviewed. NCBI's taxonomy places the organism in Eukaryota, Viridiplantae, Streptophyta, Magnoliopsida, Brassicales, Brassicaceae.
AUGUCGACUUCUUUCACGAUGAUCGGCGGUGAAGGUCCCGAGAGUUACCGACAACAUUCAAAAUAUCAGGGAGGAUUGCUUGAAGCAGCUACCGAGAAGAUCAACGAAGCCAUCUCCACGAAACUCAAUAUAGACCUCGCUUCAAAUCUUGUUAACAUAGCUGAUUUCGGUUGUUCCACUGGACCUAAUACUUUCAGAGCGGUUCAAACCAUAAUAGAUGCCGUGGAACACAAGUAUCAACAAGAAAAUAAUCUCGAGGAAAUAGAGUUCCAAGUUUUUUUCAACGAUUCUUCAAACAACGAUUUCAACACUCUCUUCAAGACACUUCCUCCAGCUAGAAAAUAUUUUGCAACUGGAGUUCCAGCCUCUUUCUUUGGACGUGUUCUUCCUAGGAGCAGUCUCCAUGUCGGAGUUUCUUCUUACUCACUCCAUUUCUUAUCCAAGAUUCCCAAGAAAAUUAAAGACUGCGAUUCUCAUGCGUGGAACAAGGACAUACACUGCACCGGAUUCUCAAAAGAAGUUGUGAGAGCAUAUCUUGAUCAAUACAAGAUCGACAUGGAGAGUUUCUUGACUGCUAGAGCUCAAGAGCUCGUCUCCGGUGGAUUGCUCUUUCUUCUUGGAUCAUGUCUACCAAAUGGAGUUCAAAUGUCAGAAACAUUGAAUGGAAUGAUGAUAGAUUGCAUUGGAUCUUCUCUUAAUGACAUAGCUAAACAGGGCUUGAUUGAUCAAGAAAAGCUUGACACUUUCAAAUUGCCUAUCUAUGUUGCAUACGCGGGUGAGAUAAAACAAAUCAUCGAGGAUAAUGUGUAUUACACGAUAGAAAGGUUCGAUAUAAUCAGCCAAGAAAACGAGGAGAUUCCAUUAGACCCCGAGUUUUUGACGGUCUCGUUUAAGGUCACUGUUGGAGGAAUUGUAGCUUCACACUUUGGUCAACAUGUCAUGGAGAAAACAUUUGAAGUUGUCAAGACAAAGACACAAGAAAUGCUUCCUCAACUUGCUAAUGCCAAACCCGGAAUGCAAUACCUUAUUGUGCUUAAAAGAAUUUGAUUUGUUUCAAGAUCACUAUAUUGAUGUAUGUUUUUAUUUAAAGGUAUCUACUUAAAAAACGUAACCAAAUUAAUCUUCAAC